Messenger RNA from Perognathus longimembris pacificus (Pacific pocket mouse), 5283 nucleotides. RefSeq names its product C2 calcium dependent domain containing 6 (gene Catspert). The transcript has 16 exons. The coding region runs from base 31 to 5109 and encodes 1692 amino acids. The record is from RefSeq and is a predicted model, not a curated record. NCBI's taxonomy places the organism in Eukaryota, Metazoa, Chordata, Mammalia, Rodentia, Heteromyidae.
CAUCACUUCACACUGCAAGAGAUUUGGCAGAUGCUGAAACAAACUUUCCAGGGGCCUGAGAAUGAAGAGCAAGAGGCACUACAGGAAACACCAAAUCUGGUGCCUUUUGGGGAUGUGGUUGGCUGCCUAGCUGUUCGUAUAAAGAGUUGCAGGCAAAUAGCACCUAAGAUCAGUUCACAUUAUAAUAAUUUGUUCAUUCGGAUAUCUAUAAACAACAUUGUGAAAUGUACAAGAACUUAUAGUUUGAACACUAGUAACCCUGAAAAGAGCUUUGUAAUUAGGUUCAGUGAUGUGAAGUAUUUCACUAUACAGGUUCCCAGACGUGAGGAGGAUGAGCGCAAUAACAUUUUGUUGGAGCUAAUGCAAUACGUCAAUUCAGACAAUAUUCCUCUUUUUUUAGGGGGUGUUCAAGUACAUCUUUAUGAAGUAAUUCAAAAAGGGUGCUUUACUGAAGAAUUAAAAAUGUCGAACAACAAUAAACUUAUCUGCAAGUUGGAUGUGGAGUUUAUGUUCACCUAUGGAAACUUUGGGUAUGGAUUUUCACAUCAGUUAAAGCCUCUUCAAAAACGUAUCGAGCCAUCGAUGUUUAUGAAGAUUGCACCACCCCCAGACAGAACAGACCCCCAGACAAAUGUUAUUACAUCUCAGCCAGUAGGUUACCCAGCAUUCUUAUCCCCAGACCUGAAUGUUACUGUUGGAACUCAAACUGAUCAGAAGCAUUCCACCCAGACGCCUGUAGUACAACUUGAAAAGCUUCAGCAACAGCCCCGGGAAAGGCUGCAAAAAAUGAAAUCAAUGUAUAGAAACAUGCAAACAUGGACAGAAAAAGCUGCCUAUUUAGAAAGCAUCAUUAACCCCAAAAUGGAGCAUACAGAUAAGAGAGAUAGAAUGAAGGAGAGACUUGAGAGCUGGACUCAUAGUCUAUUAGAAGAGCCUGAAAAUGCAACAUUAGAUAUUCCUCUUGUGUACAAGAUAACUGAAGCUCCUCCAGCUGAGGUUUCAUUCCCCACUAUCCCUACCCUGGAAGUAACAGAAGACGACAAAACAAUAUCUUUAGGAUAUGAAUCAGAAGCCUUCCUGGGAGAAAAUAAGAAAACUGCAUCUCCAGCUGUGUCAGCUGAACAUUUGCAAGUUCCACAGCUAUGCCUUUAUACAACCACAGACUCAUCUGUAACAGAGGUGGCUUUUUCAGGAAAAGAGCAUACUCCACCAUCUCUCAGACAAGAACAUACAGAAUUCGCACCAAAAAUUAAGGAAUUCCAGGUGGGCAGUUUUGAUCCUUUGCUAAGGAAUAUAAACAAAGAAAUGCCAAUCGGCCAAAGGAAAGAAGAUAUAUACAAAUGUGCAAACGUUCUAAGUCCAGAAGUUAUAGAGCAUGAAGAUCAAGAUCCUCCUUACCCAACACAUUUAAUAACUGAAGGUUCUACUAAAUCUAAGAAUACAUGUCCAAACCUAAGAAUACAGGUGUUUGACACAAAGAGUAAGUUGCCUCCUGAAUCAAGCAUCAAUGCAAUGAAGGCUUCAGAUACUAAAGAUAAGUUGACAUAUGAGGCUACUAUCAGCACAGUAAAGGCUUCAGGUACUAAGAAUAAGUUGUCACUUGACUCUACUAUCAACACAGUAAAGUCCUCAGAUACUACAAAUAAGCUAACUCAGAGUCCUACUGAGAACACAACAAAGCCCUCAGCUACUGUGAAUAAGUUAGUUCAAAACCCCUCUAUGAACACAACGACGACUUGGGAUACUAAGGCUAAGGUAGUCCGUGAUUCUGGUAUCACAAAGAAAAUGUUAGAAACUACGGUAGAAGAUCUAUCAAAUGUAUCUUUACCAAACCUCCAAAUAGAAUCAAUGACUGGAAAUUCAAAUACACCUGAUUCCUCAAAGUCAUUAAAUCUUACUUCUGAUAUAGAAAAUUUAAAGCAAUUAAUGUUACUUAAGUCAAUUUUAAAUCAAAAUCUGCAAUAUCUCUCAGACAAGCUGUUUUCUAAGCCAGAAAUUUAUAUGAAUGUUGAAGCAAUAAAGGAUAGUUCUUCACUUGCAUAUGUUCAAGAUACACCACCAAAUAGUGGGGAUGAGGAAGCAUUUGCAAAACUCCAGGAUAGAAACCACGGACUUUCAGGUGAAAGCAUUUUAAGUUCGAAAACUCUUUUAAAUCAAAUUUUUAAAAAUAUUCCUGACAACAUACUUCCCGCAUCUCCAGAGAUAAAAGAUGUCUCUGAAAAUCACUUAGAGGCUGAUAGAAGAGAUUUUCCAAUGCAAAAGAAGAAUAGUUUUAAAAAGAAACAUUCAAUAAGUGGACGUUCUAGCUCCAAAUCAGAUUUAAAUGACCAAGUACAUGACUACAUCAUAAAGCAAAUAUUUACUGCCCCAGUCUUCACCCAGUUGGGAAUAGGAAGGAAAGAGCUGAGCGAGGCCCCAAUGAACAUGCGUGAUCAGUUGUCCACACCUUGCCACAGACGUUCAUCUGCAAAUAGACCAGUUAAUGAUGGAGCAGAAGAUGACAAAAUACAGGUUAAACAGUCCAAAUCUGUUAUAAGCCAGAUAAUACAAACAUUUCCCGUAGAUACUCUUUUAGAAUCUGGGAUCAUCAAAGUGAUAGAACUUGAUAAAGAACACCAAAGCUCUUUGCCCAAUGAAGUGGCAGCCUCUUCUGAAGACGAGCCAAAGGAUUCCACAGAGGGCAAGAGGAAAACGGAAUCCUGGUCAGGGCAGACUGUAUUUAGCAUUGCUCAAAACACUAGUUCUCCUGUAAAUAAUAUUGAAUAUAUAGAAGGUUUUCAGAAUGGCUCCAUAGGAAAUUUGAAAUAUUCAGUACUAGAUGAAAAACCAAGUUCGUCAAGUGAAAUUCAGUGGCUUGAUGAAGAAAGUGAUCUAACUUCUCCUUUAGAAAUGUUACAUAACUCAUUAAUAGGUAACUUUAAAGAGUCCAAUGAAACAAUGUUAAAAUCCUUUUUAAAAAACAUCUUUCAUGUUUUUUUCAAAUAUAAUCAGACUGAAAGAAAAAAAUCACAUGAAAAGGAGAUAGAAAGACUAAUUCAACAUUCUUUACCAAGUAAUACAGAAAACUUAGAAGAAAUGCAACUAAAUCUUAAUGAAGCAGGCAGAUUAGGCAGAAAAUCCAGCUUGAGUCCAAAGCUUCGUUUGUUUCUAGAAGAGCUCUCAGAAUCAGAAAUUAAAAACUUAAAAUCUGAGUUAAGUAAAAAUAUCCAGUGUUACCUUGUAGAAAGACUUUCAGAAUCAGGCCAUAUGACCAAAGAAGACUUAGCAGAACUCUACCAAAAUCUUCAUUUCAUGAAUGAGAAAAAAGACCUGAAAGACCAAAAUAUUUCUCAGGAGAAAUAUUCAGAAAUUGUAAAAGAGAUCAUGUCAUUUGUAAAUAAUUUUAACCAUCAUUUCAUUGACAAACACUUAGAAAUAAAGCUAAAAUCUUUUUUAAAUGAAAUUCUCCAGAACUAUUUCCUUAAAAAUCUUUCUGACAGUAGUUUAUUACAAGAGACAGAAUCUGUAACAAAAAUAUCUCCUCUAAGAAUUGAACGUGCUUCAGUAUGUUUGCAUGACUUAGCCCAAGGUAUUGCCCAGGGAAGUUUUAGUCAAAGGCUUGAAAUAAACAUGCAAUAUCCCUUAAAUGAAUCUCUACAAAAAAAUCUUCCCACUUUAUCAGAAAAUGAAUUACUAAGUAUCAGAACUGAUUUAACCAAACACGUUCAGGAACUUUUUAUGGAUAAACUUUCAAAAUCAGGACUAAUGACAGAAAGGCAAUUAAGGGGGAUCAAUCAUCAUAUAAAUCUGCGCAAUCUUACAUCUAGGCCGUUAGAAUGCAUAGACACAGGUUUGCCUUUUAGAAAUGAAGAUUGCUUUGUGGAGGAACAUGUAGACAUGCAAAAUAAAUAUUCAGAAACUGGUCAAAACACUCUGCAAAAUGUUCCUGGGGAUACAGGCAAAGACACAGAAUUGAAGAGGAAGGAAGAAAAGGGCAAUCCAUUCUUAUUCAAUGUAAAAGAAGAUCCGUCAACAAUUAAAGAAAAUCAUCACUCUAGAGAAGGAGUAAAAGCACUAAGUUUAACAAAAGUACAACCUACUUCCAAGGAAAGUAUCCCAGUGAUUCUAUUAGGUAAGUCCUCUGAAGGACUUGCAGAGCUGGUGCUUAAGAAACCCAAGAAAGACCAUAGCUUCAUACAAGUUACUCAAGCAGAAAAGUCUGUUUAUAAAACAGAGACUCCAGACCUACAUAGUUGGGAUGAUAAACCAAAAAUAAUUCAGUCAAAAGAUUUCUUUGAAAGGACAUUGGAAGCAAAUCCUCUUGGAAGCAGGGAGAGUAUUAAUAUAUGUAAAUUGACUGUUCAGGAAAAUCCUGUAGCCCCAUUGUCACCAUGUGCAAGAAUUUCUAGUUGCAAAAUGCCAAGGGAAGAUGAAGAACAUUUAAAUAGAUUCACUUUCUCUUCCUGGCAAACUAACACGGUGAUUCAGUUCAAUUCAGAGAGUGAGGAACCAUCGAAAUUAGACCAGUAUUGUCAGAGAUUAAAAGUAAAUAACAACAACAAUAAAGAACGCUUAAUAACUUUUACACAAUUCAAGAAAGAAAUACAAACUCUUUGUCUAAAUCCAAAUGAAAUUUGCAAUGAAAACUAUGCCAAGACUCCGGAAUUACAAUCACCUAAAGAUGAAGAAAAGUCAAAACCAUCGUUUUUCCCAGAAGUAUUGAAGAGAGAAAACAUAAAACUCAAAGUUCGAAAAGAAACUAUUGCCAAACCAAAAAGGUCACUUGACAAGAUUGUAGGGACACCGUCUGACGCCCUGCCGGCUGCCAGAAACGAUCCAAAGAAAGCUGUCCCAAAGACUUUGCCUCAGUGCACUGCCAGAAGUACUAUACAUGAUUAUUUGGAUAAAUUUGAGGAUUUACAUGUAGCCUCGCUUAACCAACCUAAAAAAUCAAGAACACGACCUUUAGGAAGGAACCCAGAUGACAGCUAUAAUCGGGCAAAACAGUGUAUGAGACCGUACACUGCACCAGAGCCUAACAAACGACGAGGGAGCACCACUGGGAAAGUCUCAUGUCCUCGAAUUAUUACAGCAGAUUUAAGUCAUACGUGGGGCAGAAACCCAAAUUAAGUGCAUAAAAUGUGGUCCAAAAAACUAAAGGGGGUGUUGGACAAUGUCCAUUCAUUUGUUCUACAUGCAAAUGUUAAACAGUUCAAAUUGAUAUGUCAGGCUAAUUAGUUUACCAUUUCUCCACUACCAAAAUGGCUUGGAGAUCUGUACAUGGCUGUAAUAGAAGUCAUUAAC